AUAUAGGAAAAAUGUCACAAGAAAUGAUUUUACUACCACCAGUUCCCGAAGAUAUUGGAAAGGCGCGUUGCAGAGUAUCGAAUGUUGUUUUAGAAAAAAGAAAAAUCAAAGCUGGUCAAUGGGUUCGUCUUGAAUCGAAUCAUAUGUCAUUAUUUUGUCGUGUAUGGCAAGCUAAUUUGCCAGAUAAUAUAAUUCAAGCUGAUAGUCUAAUAAAUCAAAAUGUUUCUUCUCCUAUUUCAUUGUAUAAUCUUCCAUGUUCAUUGAUUCCUCUAAAAACACCCAUACAAACAUCUAUUGAUGUGACGUUGGUCAUCAGAUUCAGAUAUGGUGAUGAUGAUAAUAAAGAAAAAAGGCAAUUUGAAGAUUUUGGAUUCAUAUGGGAAAGGGGUUCAGAAACUAUUAAGCAUUCUGUUAGUUUUAGCAAACAUAUCGAUCGAUGUAGUUAUAAAUUUCAACCA
Cetraspora pellucida is the source of this 458-nucleotide messenger RNA. NCBI's taxonomy places the organism in Eukaryota, Fungi, Glomeromycota, Glomeromycetes, Diversisporales, Gigasporaceae. The record is from the annotation of a GenBank genome assembly.